This is a messenger RNA of Cervus elaphus (red deer), 3725 nucleotides long. It is a transcript of the gene PROM2, whose product is annotated as prominin 2. NCBI's taxonomy places the organism in Eukaryota, Metazoa, Chordata, Mammalia, Artiodactyla, Cervidae. The record is from RefSeq and is a predicted model, not a curated record. The transcript is spliced from 24 exons. Gene Ontology annotation, molecular function: cholesterol binding. The coding region runs from base 144 to 2645 and encodes 833 amino acids. Gene Ontology annotation, cellular component: apical plasma membrane; cell surface; microvillus.
AGCCCAAACCUGUCGGGCAGGUUUGGAGAGCGGAGAGCGGCGGGACGGAGAAGGGCGAAGGAUGCGCGGCCUGCCCCGCGCGCCGCUGGCACUCUCGGCUCCCUGAACCCCGUCCGCCCACCCGCAGCCUACCGGCCGACCCCAUGGUGCGCGCGCCCGACCUCCUGGCGGCCCUCCUGGGCCUGGGCCUGGGGGUGGUCCUGACCCUCCCGGGGGCGGGCGCGGCGGGCUGCAGGGCGCUCGGCCCCGCGGAGCGCCUGGCUUUCGCCCCGGCGGCCAGGGCCCGCUGGCUGGCCCCUCGCGCCCGCGCCCCGGGCCCCCUGGACUCCCUGUACGGCACCGUGCGCAGCUUCCUCUCCGUGGUGCAGCUCAACCCCUUCCCCGCGGAGCUCAUAAAGACCCUGCUGAAUGAGCCGGCCUCUGUGAAGGUGGAUGAGGUGUUGCGGUACCAGGCGGGCUACGUGGUGUGCGCCGUGAUCGCCGGCCUCUACCUGCUGGCGAUGCCCACCGCCGGGCUCUGCUUCUGCUGUUUGCGCUGCCGCCGGCGCUGCGGGGGUCGAGUGAAGAUGGAGCACAAGACGAUGGCCUGCGAGCGUGGUGUCCUCAUGACCUUCCUGCUGCUGACCACCCUCGUGCUGCUGAUCGGUGUGGUCACUGCCUUUGUCACCAACCAGCACAUGCACAAGCAGAUGGGCCCCAGUGCCGCGGCUGUGCCGGAGGCUCUGCUCAGCCUCCGGGGCCUGGUUUCCGAGGUCCCCCAGGAGCUGCAGGCUGUGGCAGAGCAGUUUUCCCUUCCUCAGGAGCAAGUCUUGGAGGAACUGAAUGGUGUCGGCAGCAGCAUCGGGAAGGCGAUGCACUCCCAGCUCAAGAGCACCGUGUAUGAGGCGCUGGCCUCAGUGCUCAGCCUGGGCCAGGCCCUGCAGGUCUCCGUGGACCACCUCCGAGGCCUGAACACCACCUCUGCGGAGCUGCAGGAGGGGCAGGACGCCCUGGCGCCGGCUCUCCACGGGCACCGGCAGCGCCUCCUGGCACUCCUGCAGGAGCCCCACUGCCAGGGCUGCGCAGGGGCCCUGAACAAAAGCCACACCCUGGAGCUGGGAGCAGACUUCAGCCAGGUGCCCUCCGUGGGCCAUGUCCUACAUCGGCUGAAAGACGUCCCAGAGGCCAACUUCUACAGCAUGGUCUGGGAGGAGAACACCACCUUCAACGCCCUCCCAAUCCUGGCUGCCUUGCAGACGGCUGACAUGGUCAGAGAGCUGAAGAAGGUGGUAGCUGAGCAGCCCAGAGGGCUAAACACAAUGGGAGAAGCGUUCCCAGUCUGGGAGGCAGCUUCUCGCUGGAGCCAGGCCCUGGAAGAGGUCGAAGAGAGCAGCCGCCCCUUCCUGGAGGAAGUGCAGAGAUAUGAGAGAUACAGGUGGAUUGCUGGUUGCGUGCUAUGCUCGGUGAUCCUGCUCGUGGUGGUCUGUAACCUGCUGGGCCUCAAUCUGGGCAUCUGGGGGCUAUCUGCCAGAGAGGACCCCAGCCACUCGGAAGCCAAGGGUGAAGCCGGAGCCCGCUUCCUCAUGGUGGGCGUGGGCUUCAGCUUCCUCUUGGCUGUGCCCCUCAUCCUCCUCGUCUUCUCCACCUUCUUGGUGGGCGGCAACGUGCAGACGCUGGUGUGCCAGAGCUGGGAGAGCGGAGAGCUGUACGAGUUUGUAGACACUCCAGGGAACUUGCCACCGUCCAUGAACUUGUCUCAACUUCUUGGCCUGAAGAGGAACCUCAGCAUCCUCCUGGCCUAUGAGCAGUGCAAGCAAGGGGCCGCACUCUGGACUGUCCUGCAGCUCAAUGACUCCUAUGACCUGGAGAAGCACCUGGAUAUCAGCCAGUACACCGUCAAACUGCAGCAAGAGUUGCAGAAGCUCAAAGUGGACGUGCAGAAUCUGGACCUGCUGAGCCCCGCCGCCCGCCGGGACCUGGAGGCCCUGCAGAGCAGUGGGCUCGAGGACAUCCACUACCCUGGCUUCCUUGUCGAGAUCCAGAAGCCAGUGGUGAAUAGCGACCUGGAGAAGCUGGCCCAGGAGCUGGAGGGACUGUCGCAGACCCAAGGCAAUGCUACGCUGGGGCAGAAGCUGCAGGAGGAGGCCCGAGGGCUCCAACACCUCCAUCAGGAGAAGGUCCUCCCGCAGCAGAACCUUGUGGCUAAACUCAACCUCAGUGUCCAGGCACUGGCAUCCUCUGCCCCACAUCUCCAGUCAGAGAUCAUAGGUGUCCUGGACAGAGUCACUUACCUGAAAGGCGAGCUGCCAACCCGGGCCACCCAUAUCCUGAGGAAUGAAAGUGAGUGUUUCCUGAUGCGGGAAAUGAGCUACUUCUCCCAGUACACGGCCUGGGUGAGAGAGGAGGUGACUCAGCGCAUUGCCACCUGCCAGCCCCUCUCCGGAGCCCUGGACAAUGGCCGUGUGAUCCUGUGUGACAUGGUGGCUGACCCCUGGAACGCCUUCUGGUUCUGCCUGGGGUGGUGCACCUUCUUCCUGAUCCCCAGCAUCGUCUUUGCUGUCAAGACCUCCAAGUACUUCCGUCCCAUUCGGAAACGCCUCAGCUCCACCAGCUCCGAGGAGACACAGCUCUUCCACAUCCCCCGGGUCACCUCCCUGAAGCUCUAGGACCUCAGUGACACAGAUAUGGCUGCAGGGUGAUGCACAGGGCUGCCUGCCUCCGCACUGACCUGGCUGGGACCAGAGGACUUCUGUCACUUUUGUUGCCAGAGCCCAGGCUGGCAUCCAGGCCUGGGUUGUCCCCUGUCUCCAGUUACCAGACACCCUCUUGCUAAUCCCUUUGCACCCCACUUUCUGCUCAUGACCCCUUCAUUCAUUCAUUCUCAAAAACACACUUAGCUUCUUUUGAACUUCAGAGCCAACAGAAUCCCCCAGGUGUCUCCCUUCUCCUCCUCCCUGCAGUAUACCAGCACCAGGAAGAGCCUGUUCUCCACCUAGAGGAACUGCCCCCCCGCCUCAGUCCCUGGUGGGGACAGAGACCCUGCCCAACCCCGUGCUGUCCCAUGUCCCUUCCAAGCUCCUUGCUCACUUCCCUCCUCUCCUCUGGCCCCCCACUUGCCCUCUUUGCUCUGUUCCCUCCCUGGCCCUCACUUCCUUCCCUUGGGAAGCUCUUUCCUCCUGUGUCCCCUCUUUACCAUAUCCCACUACCUGCUGACCCCGAGACCCCUCCUGCCCAACCACACUGAUCAGGUAAAGCCACUGAGCAAGCUUGGGCCAGCUGCAGGCUCUGCCUCAUGGCCCCUGAGCCCUCCAUUCUUAGGGCCCUGGGACCAUCCCUCCACUGACCCCAGCCUGGAUUUCUGGCCCCUGGGGGUGUAGGAGGCCCAUGUGAAGGCUGAGCCCCAGCCUGCACCUUGGGCUGGGAAUUAUGCUGCUGCCCCUCUGCCCUUCUCUGAGCACUAGCUUCCUAGGAAGGGACCUAGGGUGUGGGCUGCAGGGGGGGCUCACCCUUGGCACCCCAGAAAGUAGCCUCUUUGACAGCUACCCAGCUUUUCCUGGAGAGAUCUGGUGGCCACAAGAGGAUUUUGCACGAUGGCCCUUACUCCUUCAGUCCCAUGCAUGUGGCCGGGGACUCAUCCCAUCUCCAUCUUUGUGUCGGAUCCUGAGUUCCAGAAGUGGGGAAGAGGAAGAGAGAGAACAGGAAAUGGACAGGACCUCGAAUCCAUUAAAGUGUUUUCACUUGGCUAA